Messenger RNA from Aspergillus welwitschiae, 1035 nucleotides. RefSeq lists its product as uncharacterized. The transcript has a single exon. Bases 17 to 343 code for a protein of 108 amino acids. Lineage: Eukaryota; Fungi; Ascomycota; Eurotiomycetes; Eurotiales; Aspergillaceae. The record is from RefSeq and is a predicted model, not a curated record.
CGGAAGGUGAUAAACAAUGGAUCAUCUGCAGGACUCAUCACGAACCAGGAUUAUUCCUCCCUCCGACCGUGUGUGGGUGGGUGUGCCAGCGCAUACAUACGCACAUACAGUUACAGUGGUGACAUGCAGAUACCGGAGGGUGCGGGAAGGGAAGGAAGAGAGAAGGUUUCAUGCAAGACUUCCCCCUCCAUGUGACAUCACGACUGGCUCCCUCCAAUCGACGCGAUCCCAGGCAGGCAGAUCUGGGAAAGCAAGUUGGGAGCACUGCAGUCCGCACGGAGGGGGACAAGAGGGGAGAGGGGAAGGAGAUAGCAUCAUCCUCCCCCCCAUUCACCGUAUCUAAAUAAAGUUGCAGACAGCCUUUCUGGAGCACGAGCACUUAGAGCUGCAGGAUUAGCCCAAUCAGGGGCCCCAUCACCACUUGAGACCCCGCAGCAGCGCUUCCUGCUGGCCCGCCAAGGCUGUUGUUGAUACUCGACCAUUUUGACGCGGACCACUAGCAGUUAUUGUUGACACUUGCAAGAGCGCCCGACGCUGAUGCCCGGUCCGCGGACGUGUCUGGGCUGCCUGGCCGACAGAUAACAGCGCAUGUCAUGGCCGCUCAGGUGACGGAGAAGCCCGUCAACAACAUCCCCGUCUCCACCGAAAGAUCCGAGGUAAGAGGACUACUAGCCGGUUUAGCACGGCUCGCUUUUCACGCGGGCGACGGUCCAGAUCAGUUCCCGGCGCCUAUAAUCAGACAAAUAGACACUCAGUAGAUCCUUCAGCCGCACAAGAACUCCUUUCCCCCUCACCCUCUUCCAAGUCAAUCAAUCAUCUAAUUUAAUACCCUUAAAGUGGUGUCGCCUUGAACUUAGUCUGUACAAUCAAUGCCUACCCACCCGCCCUCAAUAAAGGCGGAACCGACUGUCACUCUAGCGAUAUUGAUUCAGAUAGUUCUUGGGGCUAGCGCCCUUCCUGGCGCGUAGACACCGCAGAUGAGCCGCAUUUUCCGGCUAUCUUCGCUCAAGGGGGUUGACUGUGUCGCUCAAUCGG